This is a messenger RNA of Micropterus dolomieu (smallmouth bass), 760 nucleotides long. RefSeq names its product secretory phospholipase A2 receptor-like. The transcript has 3 exons. Lineage: Eukaryota; Metazoa; Chordata; Actinopteri; Centrarchiformes; Centrarchidae. The record is from RefSeq and is a predicted model, not a curated record. Bases 1 to 714 code for a protein of 237 amino acids.
AUGGUUAUGGGCCUAUCUAUGAAACCUGAAAGAAAUCAAUCCAAUAAAUUCAAACUGAUUGACAACAGCAUGACUUGGCCACAGGCUCAGAAGUACUGCAGAGAAAAUCACACUGACCUGGUCAGUGGACUCAGUCAGAUACAAGAUGCAGAAUACAAUAAAAAUAAUGAAAACAAGAGGAUUUGGAUCGGCCUGUUCAGAGACACCUGGAGGUGGUCAGAUGGGAGCAGUUCCUCCUUCAGAAGCUCCGAUCUGGAGUUAUUUAAAAAAGAAGGUGGCAACAAGAAAUGUGCCAUGACUGAGUUAAAUGGAUCUGGAAAAUGGGACUCUGAUGAUUGCAAUAAAACAAAACCCUUCUUCUGCUAUGAUGAUAAAGUGAUCCUUAUCAAAGAAAACAAAAACUGGACGGAUGCCUUAAAAUACUGCAGAGAGAACUACAGUGACCUGGUCUCCAUCACUAACCCUCACCAGCAGAGAUGGGUCCAAGAGAGAGCCAAGAACGCCUCAAGUGAUUUCGUCUGGCUGGGACUGCGCUACACCUGCACUCUGGAUUUGUGGUUCUGGGUCAGUGACGAGCUGGUCUGCUAUGAGAACUGGGCCCCAAAUGAAAACACUGAUGGGUGUGACCUGACUGCAGCCAUGGACAGCAAAAAAACACAUAAGUGGCACAGGAAGCGUGAAAAUGAGCUGUUUCAUUUCAUCUGUGCUGUAUAGUAAGUUCUAAUCAUACACCCUAAGUCACUGGUGACAGACUUCAUAU